AUGGUCUUGGAGCGUCGUCGAACCAUUAUCUGCAAGAGCAGCAGCGACUUGCCCAAAACCAAGACACCUCACGAAUCCAGGCCCCGGUCGAAACGUGUGCACCAUAGUCGACCAACGCCGACAAGGCAGAAUCAGCAUGACUUUGACCGUGAUGAAGACGUUGUUCAAGCCGACCUCAUCGAGAUCUCGCUGGUCAGAGAUCCCGUACCAGUUCGCGAUGAUAGCGACUCUAUCAGCGACACUACAGAGCUUGUCGAGAAGCUCAUUGAAAGUGCAAGGGGCGGCAACCUUCUCACUUUUCAGCGACUGUGCACCCGGAUGAUGCAAUGUCACCUUCGACUCGAUGCGCCAGGAUACAUGGGGUGGACUGCCGCGCACUGGGCAGCCCGCGAAGGACACGUCCACUUACUGGAACAUCUGACGAUGCUGCACGCGAACUUGGACGCCGUGGACUGGAAGGGAGACACUCUUCUGCAUAAAGCCGCUGCAAAUGGCCAACCUGCUGCCUGUGAGUGGCUGAUCGAGCGUGGAUUUAGCGCCAAGUUGCGGAACAACAACAACCUUACGCCGUUAGACCUCGCUCAGGAACAUAUCGCCAUCUCCAGACGCAGCAACGCCGCUUUGCUAUGCGAGAAAAUGUUAUCCACCGAAUACUCUGAACAUAGUAAAUAG
This is a messenger RNA of Phytophthora sojae, 672 nucleotides long. RefSeq lists its product as hypothetical. Gene Ontology annotation, molecular function: RNA polymerase II-specific DNA-binding transcription factor binding. NCBI's taxonomy places the organism in Eukaryota, Oomycota, Peronosporomycetes, Peronosporales, Peronosporaceae. Gene Ontology annotation, cellular component: nucleus. Gene Ontology annotation, biological process: regulation of transcription by RNA polymerase II. The record is from RefSeq and is a predicted model, not a curated record. The transcript has a single exon. The coding region runs from base 1 to 672 and encodes 223 amino acids.